AUGAAGGACGAGCAGAUUGUCGGUGCCGCCCUGGCCGAGGUUCUCCCCAAGACGGACAAGUACUGGUUUCAACAAUCACACCUGCUGAGGUUGAACCUGAUUCUCUUGAUUCCUCUUCUGUCUUCUUCGGUAGCAGGAUACGAUGGAUCGUUGAUGAACGGCCUGCAAUCGCUUCAGCAAUGGCGAGAAUAUUUUGGGCAUCCAGCCGGCGUCAAGCUGGGAGUUAUCAACGCAGCGCAGUCCAUCGGCUCCGUCCUGGCACUCCCUAUCGUCGGAUACCUGGCGGACCGCUUCGGUCGAAAGCCAGUUCUCCUCUCGGGCAUCAUCCUCAUCAUCGUCGCCACAAUCAUCCAGUCGACUUCGAUCAAUCUUGCCAUGUUCAUCGUCUCGCGCCUUGUGGUAGGGUUUGGCGGCAUGUUUGUGGUACACCCAAGCCCUUUACUCAUCGCUGAGUUGGCAUACCCGACGCAUCGCGGAAAGUACACAUCGGCAUACUGGACUAUGUACUAUCUGGGUGCCAUUCUGGCCUCGUGGACGACCUUUGGCUGCCAGGACUACCAAAGCGAAUGGUCCUGGCGCAUACCCUCCAUUCUUCAAGCCGGGUUCCCUCUCGUGCAACUGUGCUUCUACUUCUGGGUCCCAGAGUCUCCUAGAUGGCUCGUGUCGAGAGAAAGAACGACCGAAGCCGCCGAGGUCCUCGCCAAAUACCACUCUGGAGUCCUUGAUCGUGCAGGUGGCCACACACCACUGGUCCGCCGCGAGCUGUCAGAGAUUGUCCAGACCAUUCGACAAGAGAAGACUGCGGAAACGACUGGUUGGAUGGCUCUGGUCUCGACUCCAGGAAACCGCAAGAGAACUCUGAUCGCGGUUUGCGUUGGAGCCUUCGCUCAAUGGAACGGAAUCGGAGUGGUUUCAUACUAUCUCACGCUGGUUCUCAAUACAGUCGGCAUUACGGACACAUUCGAUCAAACACUUAUCAACGGCCUGUUGCAAAUCUUCAACUUCGCCGCAGCCCUCGGUGCCGCAUUCCUCGUCGACCGCCUCGGCAGAAGAACCCUCUUCCUCUGGUCAGGAGCCGGUAUGCUGGUCAGUUACAUCGUUUGGACUGCAUGCUCAGCCGUCAACUCGAACACCGGCUCGAAGCCCGCCGGAAUCGUUGUCGUGGUCUGCCUUUUCACGUUCUACUUCCACUACGACAUCGCGUACACCCCGCUUCUCAUGGGAUACCCCACGGAGUUGUUCCCCUUCUCGUUGCGUUCGAAGGGUAUUGCGGUUGAACUGUUCGCCAUCUAUGGUUCACUGAUCAUUGCGGCCUUCGUCAACCCGAUUGGUAUGGAGAACAUUGAGUGGAGGUACUACAUUGUUUUCUGCUGUCUUUUGGCAGUGUUCUUAUGUGUGACUUGGUACUUAUUCCCCGAGACCAAGGGUCACAGCUUGGAGGAGAUCGCCGUUAUUUUCGACGGUCCACAGGCUGUUGAAAACUUUGAGGGUAGCUCCGAUGUAAAAGAGGAGAAGAUUCUGGCGAAUGGCGGGAUCAGCACCGCAGUACACAAGGAGGACGCAUGA
Messenger RNA from Colletotrichum karsti, 1566 nucleotides. RefSeq names its product sugar transporter. Gene Ontology annotation, cellular component: membrane. The record is from RefSeq and is a predicted model, not a curated record. Lineage: Eukaryota; Fungi; Ascomycota; Sordariomycetes; Glomerellales; Glomerellaceae. Gene Ontology annotation, molecular function: carbohydrate:proton symporter activity. The transcript has 4 exons. Gene Ontology annotation, biological process: carbohydrate transport; transmembrane transport. Bases 1 to 1566 code for a protein of 521 amino acids.